Messenger RNA from Ipomoea triloba (trilobed morning glory), 1337 nucleotides. RefSeq names its product deSI-like protein At4g17486. The transcript is spliced from 5 exons. Bases 386 to 1054 code for a protein of 222 amino acids. Lineage: Eukaryota; Viridiplantae; Streptophyta; Magnoliopsida; Solanales; Convolvulaceae. The record is from RefSeq and is a predicted model, not a curated record. Gene Ontology annotation, biological process: protein deubiquitination. Gene Ontology annotation, molecular function: deubiquitinase activity.
CCUCAACGCCAGCAAAUACCUAUACACCCACCUGUGAGGCUUAACCUCCCUCCUCCACGGACUGCCCACGCGCCUCCGAAAUCCUCCGAUCCCGGUGGCGAUCUUAGGGCGGCGCUGCACUUUUCUCUCACCGUCGCCUGUUGGAACUCGCGUACUAUGUCUCUUGUAACUGCAAAUUUUCAUUCGUUAGAUCAGUAUGGUUAUGGGACCGGUGAAGUUGUACUCUGAACUGAUGGCUAGUUUCUUUACAUUUUCGAAUUUUGGUAGGGGUUAAUUGAUUGCGCCUGGUGGGUAUUGAGCUUGGAGAUUGUAGACAUAUACUCCGCUAUAGGUGUUGGGUUAUUGAGGGGUCGCGGGUAGCUUCAGCUUGAGUCAUAUUUAUAAGAUGCGAUUAUUUCCGUUAAGUUCCAGUUCUUCCAAGGAGCUGCACGGCAAUGGAGAGAAAAGUCGCGCAUUAUUGUACCUAAAUGUCUACGAUCUUACAACUAUAAACAAUUACCUGUAUUGGUUCGGCCUCGGAGUGUUUCACUCUGGUAUUGAAGUACAUGGUCUGGAAUACGGAUAUGGAGCCCAUGAUUUCUCAAGUAGUGGGGUUUUUGAAGUUGAACCACGAACCUGCCCAGGCUUCAUAUUUAGACGCUCAAUACUGCUAGGCGGUACAGACAUGUCUCCUUCAGAAGUACGUUCAUUUAUGGAGCAACUUUCUAGAAAAUAUCAUGGGGAUUCUUAUCAUUUAAUCGCCAAGAAUUGCAACCAUUUCACUGAUGAAGUCUGUAUGCAACUUACUGGAAAGCCAAUUCCUGGAUGGGUUAAUCGCCUGGCACGUGUAGGCUCAUUCUGCAAUUGUCUAUUACCAGAAAAUAUUCAGGUUACAGCUGUCAGGCGUCUUCCUGAUCGUCAAACAUGUUCAGAUAAUGAGACAGAUUCUGGUGCAUCAUCUUUAACAGAGCUUAGUGAUGGGGAGGAGGUUGACCAUCAACUUCUAACUGCACGAAAUAGUGAUGUGGCAUUUUUGAACCAAAAAACUGUGAUACUAUCAAAAGAGCUUCUUUAACAUUACCCCACGCAUUCCUCUCUGAUUCAUUAAAUAACUCUCAGGAAUCCUGUUAUUUGUAUGAGAUGUGCUGUCAAAUGUAGUUGUGUGUAUCUUUCAUCUCAACUAAGCUUAAUGAGUUGCUUCAGUAUUCAUGUAUCCAAAUCUGUAAUUGUAUGACUGGAACAACUGUGCCAUAUCUAUCAUCCUACUUUUUGGAUGUUCUAUGUUUGAUGAAACUGGAAAGAAAUUGAAGGAUGUGCUUUGUCUAAGUUUACAAGGAGACUGCACAUUGCUUUAUAUA